This is a messenger RNA of Electrophorus electricus (electric eel), 7183 nucleotides long. It is a transcript of the gene dnaaf9, whose product is annotated as dynein axonemal assembly factor 9. Lineage: Eukaryota; Metazoa; Chordata; Actinopteri; Gymnotiformes; Gymnotidae. The record is from RefSeq and is a predicted model, not a curated record.
CAGCUGCGAUUGUUGACUAUGAGGAUGUUCGUGGCUGAAAAAUAACGGCUUAUCUUCUUUCAAAUCCCACUUUUAAUGUCACUAUAGUAAAUAUGGCCGGUAUAAACAGAACGAAUGGAAUGUCAUUCGUCGAUUCAGCAGUCAGCUCCUCACGCCUUCGGCAAGUCCAGGCUCUGCUGAGAGACAGAGGGAGCACUGUUCCAGAUGGCAUCCUCUGCUCACUGGGCAUUGACAGCCGCUAUAACGAAGGCUGCAGUGAGCUGGCCAGCUACCUCUUCUUUGGGUUAUAUAAACAUAACCAGGAACAGAUCCUUGAGGAUUUCCCUGAAGAGGUGCUGGAUGAUGUGAUCAUUGUGAUAAAGGCAGAGAAUGUGCACCUGUACUGCAACCCAGUCAAUUAUCGCUUCCUGCUGCCCUACGUUUCUCACUGGAGGAACCUGCACCUGCACUGCAUGACUGAGGCAGAGUAUGAGGAUGAGGAAGCAGCAGAAGAGUUUAAAAUCUCUAGCUUCGUGUCGAUGGUUGAGGACUGCAGCUGUAUUGGAAUCCCCUACAGCUCUCGCAGCCAUGUGCAGAAGUUUGAUGUGUUCAUGCUGGAGAAGUGGCCCAUUAUUCAAGCAUUUGCUCUAGAAGGAAUUGGAGCUGGAGGAUUUUUCACCAUGAAAUACAAGCUGACUGAUGUGAGCGAGCUGCUUUGGCAGACGUAUUCUAGACUGGACCCGGUGUCUUUGGACUAUCUGCUCAAUGAGGACCUGCCUUUGUUUGAGAGGCAGUGGAGCUGCUUGUUCUCCAGUAUGGGCAUAGAGAGUGCACUGUCCAUGCAGGAGCUAUCAGAGGCUCAGACUGCUGAGCCAUUCAGAACGUAUUACUCGCAUGGCCUGAUAUCCAGUAAUAUUACAGAUAGCAGUAAAAGCCGACAGCCAUUUGUGUUGUUUGGGAGUCACUCCUCUAAAGAGGAUCUUGACAACUACUGCUUCACCUUCCCCUCUGAAGCCCACCAGGUCCGCAGCACAGGGGCUCGGGGCGGCCCUGCCAAACACAUGCUGCUUCAGUGUGUGGCUCCCAAAGGCCCACUGGCUUGUGCAAGGACAUAUUUCUUUGGCAGCACUCAUGUGCCAUACUUGGAGCAUGAUAACACACAGCAGACGAAGACUGAACUCCUGCUGCUCUCUCAGAUCUACUCAGCUGCAGUUCAGUCUGUGCUGGCAGGAAUAAAAUGCUUCUCCAUCAACUCCAGCACUAGCAAGGCGAGAGAUGUAGCAGAGCAAACGUUUCAGCUGACCUUGGACAGAUUUGGUUUGCAUCAGUACAGGAGUGCUCUCAGGUCCAAAGCAGUAUUCAGUAUCCAGGCUGUAAAUGAUGAGGGCAGAAUUAUACCCCUCACUGAUGAGCAAAGUCGCUUUCUGGUGAAAACUGCCUCUAUGGUGGUGUAUGAUAUUCCAGAUCUUCAGUGGGGGGGAGGGGACCUGGGAUCUGUAGUUUUCUCAGAGUCCUUUCUUGAGUCUAGCAUCUACGUUCAGGAGAGGGAUGGAGUUCUGUCCACAGACAGCUCUUUCACUGUGCUUACUUCUUCAGUCCCACGCCAUGUCAGCUGGCUGGUGGAUGAGUCUGAUGUGAGAUUGUCUGGGCGGGCCCUGCAUUUACUGAAGGAGGAGAAUGCCACUUGUUUGGGUGUUCCGCUAACAACGAAAGAUUCAGCCCAGGUGUUCUCCAGCAGUCUGCUGUCCACCCCUGAAGAAGGGAAGCUGGUGUUUUUCUCUGAGGGUUUACUGUUUGUUCAUCCUCGCUAUGGCUCCAUCACUAUCUCCAAGAACCACAUCAGCACCAUCAAACUCUAUGAUGGGGACUCCCUGUCUGUUGCAGCAGUGCUGUUCAUAGAGUACGAGAGCUUUCUGCUGCCACAUCUUCCCUUCCCUCUACACAGCACUGAUCGCUGCUUAGCUGUCGCUCUCAUGCCCAAAAGCAAGGGCUACAAAGGAUUCUACUCCCAGGUCCUGCAGGUUUGGAGUAAGCCUGAAUCUGGGCUCCGGGUGCAGCAUGUGAGUGACAUCCAGCUGAGCCUGGAGCAAAAGAGCAUGCACUCCCGAUUGCAGAGGCUCCAUGAGAUCCAUGAUUCUACCAGAGCAAAUCCCAGAGAACCUCUGACCUCCGCUUAUCCAGGCCUGCCAGACAUGGACAGGUUCCUGAAGCAUUUUGCUGUCAGCAGUAGCGUUUAUGGGGAGUCUGUCUGCAGCAACCACCUAGCAGCUCUUUUCCCAAACACACCCCCCAAAUCUUCUCCUCCUGAACCACAGCAGCAGGUGAUCCUUUACAUCAUUGCAGGCUUACCUGGCAGCUAUAAAGAGAGUCUGUGUGAUUUCUUGGUGGAGGUGAAUCAGGAGUGUGGCAAAUGGGAGGUGUACCACCCUGCCCAGGAAUCAGAAGAUCUGUGUGUAGCACAUCUUCAGCAGUUCUUGAGCAGCCUUGUGGCCAGACAGAAUAAGCCACAUCUAAUCCCAACAAGAGUGUUAAUACUCACACCGGGGUACACUGAUGUUCUGGAUGUAGUCCAAGCUGUUGUGUCUCAUCCAGACCCACGGGUUCAGAGCAAAAUGUUUGUAGGUGCUGUUACAGCCUGUGUGAACCCCCUAACCUCCUUUCUGGAACACAGGCUUCUCUUCCCCAAACUCCUGGAGCAGUGCAGUCAGGGUGCAGUGAACAAUGUGGUAUUUACGGGGCUCACCGCAGAGCAGAAGCACCCUCUGCUUAAACACGUGCAGCAGCUGAUCCGCUCAACCAACCCCAGCGCAGCGUUCAUCCUAGCUGAGAAAGGCGCCGUGAUCAGAGCUGAAGAUAUGCGUCUGAUUCUGAGUGACAGCAGCUUCUCCCAGCAUCAGAUGAUCCGAGCCCGAUACCUGCUGUAUCCCGGCUGGUGGGAGGGCAGGUUUGUUUCGGGCUGUGGAUCAGUUUCCAUGUCUCAACACUGUGUGCAAUUCAGCCGUCCAUUAGAGAGAAUCUUAUUCCUGCAACGCUGCAAAGCACUGAAGAGUUCUCUCAGAGGCAGCCCCUUCACAGGAAACAUCUAUCACAUCAGGGGCAAAGUGCUCUUCUCUGACAGUGACAGGUUGAUGGAUGUGAGCUAUGAUUCUGUCAGUGGGAGUGUGACUGUAUCCCCUAAUCAGGGCUUCCCCCCUUGUCCUGCAACUACACACACAUGUUACCUGGUCAUUUGUGGGGUGGGGCUCACCCAGGAAGCGCUGAAGGACUGGCUCAGGCAAUGCGCUAAACAGAAAGCGACAAAGAAAGUUAGGAAGACCAAGAAGACUCUUUCACCACAAGAAAUAAAAAAUAUCCAUGUAUCACGUUAUCUGGAACCACUCCCUGCUGGUUACUUCUAUAAUGGCCAUCAGUAUGUGAGUUUCUUUGGAGAAAAGCAGUAUUUCCACCCUCUGAUGGACCAGUUCAUAGAGGAGUAUCUUCAGGAAGCCAAUGAAGAGAUUGAGUGUUUUAACAGAGAAGUGGAACUGCACAUCAAUGCUGAUCUCUUUGACUAGAGCAUUCCUUCUGACCAGGUCGCAGGGUGUGGGGUGCGGGUGGGGGGUCAUUUCUAGACCACUAACAUUUGCCCUUCAAUCAGUUGUUCACUUUAUUAUUCAAAUGAUGUCAAACAGUAAGACAAAUACCCUAAGACACUAAGUGAGAGAAGGGAUAGCCACUUCAUCCUCAAGUCGACGAAAACCACUGCAGUCUCAGUCAUGACAGAUGAGAGAUCUUCACCCAGGUCACUACCACUCUCCUGAGAGACACUGGCUUUGUAGCUUUGUAAAAGUCAUAUAUGUGUUCCUAUGUUUAAAGAGGUGUUAAUAAAGGCUAUAAGCUGCAUUGAUUUAACCUUGGCCUAGUUUCCCAAAGGCAGCAUGCAGUGAACAUUGUCUUAAACAGCAUGUGAUUCCUUUUGGAAAUCAUGCCACGAUCCAUAACCAUAUGGAAUUCUUCACAUUUAUCAUUGCCUAAUACCUCUGCAUGUUCCUGACUUUUGCAGGGACAAAAAUCACAACCUGAAAGACAGAAUUUAAUCUUGUUAUAGAUCUCAAGGUAAAUUAUAAUAAAUAGAGAGCUAAUAUACAUGGAAGGAGCUUCUGUAGCACUUUGUAUUGCCUUUACACCUUCUAAUGAGAUGAAAGUGGUUUGUCUUUCGGUUACAAUUCCAAUAUUGCAUUCACAAAUAGUGCUAGGAUCACAGCUAAAUGCUAAUAGAGUUAUAAUACAGUCAGCAGGGCCAAACCUGAUCUAACAGGGGGAGGCUCUGAAGCCCACAUCCAGGGAAGUGCAGAUGGGAAAACAGAUGUGAUGGUUCAUCAGUCUGCACUCCAGCUGUGAGGCUAAGGUGAUCAUCUCUCAUCUACUACAGCACUGAUGUGUCCAGUGGCUUCCAGCCACUCUGAAGUGGUCAUUAAAGCAAGCAUUGCAAACAUAAGCACAGAAAUCAUUCCACAUAGGGUGGGAAAUGGAGGGCUUAGGAUUUCAGGCAAUGGUCACAAAUCUGGGUUUUCAGAUGGGUGUUACUGCUCACAUUAAAUUUGUGGUUGUAGGGGUUAUGUGUAGCAGUAGUGUCUGGUUGUCCAUCAGCUUGCAGAAACUUGUGUUAAAUACCUUCUCAACAAAGUCAGAGGCUGAUCUGUGUUAGCUGAGUCUUUGGUGAGGGUCAUGUAAUAACAUUGUCUAGCGGAAGUGGGGUUAUUGUGUGAUCCUCAGAGCCUGUAGGAGGGCAGUUAUUUUGUCAUGCUGUUUGCAGGCAGAUUUACCUCUUUACUUGGAAUCUGUUCUCUAUGCAUGUGUCUCUAACUAAGUACUCACAGCAGGGGGGCAGCCGUGUCACUGUCUUACAGUUUCCGUUCUGACCUUGCAACUGUAAGAUGAACAUUAAGAAACUAAAAGUGCGAUGCUAAUGAAGUGUUUCUGACAUGAAAAGGGGGAAAGAUGUGCUUCCAAAGAAACUGAGACACAGCUGCCCUUCUCUGUAUUGCAAGUAUAAAGAGUGCAGUAGUAGAAUGCUAUAUACGUAUUAGCACACUGUAUGAGACAGCAUCUCUCACCAAGCCAUAUGCAGUAUAAGAGUGUGUCACAGUUGCUGUGGUCAUUGAUAUGCUAGAGAGCAGUGUUACUCUCACUGUCGACACUUGUCACUGUUGCUAUGGAGAUGCACAAUAUGGUAAACUGGCAGCCAUCGUCAUGGAGACCCAUCACUUUGUAUCUUGUUAGUAAGCAAAUGCAGUUUGUCCCAAGAUAGCACAGGACCUGUUAUGGUGAACUCUGAAAGGACAAUGUACUGUGAGUAUGUGUGUCCACUCUAAACUAAAAAGCAAAGCCAGCCAAGCUUACAUCAUUGACUGACAGUUCCCUAAUGCUGAGCAGUUGUUCCCAGUGGAGUUACGCAAUCUCUGCCGUACCAUGAACACACAUUAUCAGAGUGGUAUCAUUACCAGAGCCAGGCUCAACAGAGCAGCUGUCCUUAAAGGGUGUAGGGCUAGCUAACACUUAUAUAAUCUGUAGUUCAAAGUAGCGGUAAUUUUUAGCACAUACAGUCUGCAUGUGUUAAGAUGUCUUUCUAAGGUCUAUUUAUACGAACAGAAAUGCCUUUCACCAAGCUGGUACUACAAAGAAAAAAACUAUUUUACAUAUCUGAAGAAAACCGAAUUACCUUGAGAAGAAAAUUGUAUUUUUGUAAGGUGAAGAAUUUUAAGAUGAAAGAAACAAAUUAAAAAAAAAAUCAGAUUAAAUAAGGGGUCAAGUCGCACUCCUGUAUGAAGAGCAAAAAUUGUGUAGUAGGCUUCAGGGGCCAGUGCCACUGUAGUACCUUGGCCGAGAGGAACAGGUGCAUUGCCGGGCAGAACCGAGCGCCAGUGUUGGUGAAAGGAUAAGCAGAGUGUUUGUCUUAUAUGUGAAGGGCUGGGGUGCAUGCUGGUUGGCAGGAGGGCACUGGAGGGCAGCUGAUCAAAACUAGACAAAAUUGUUUUUCUGUUAAAGACCCAUAUUCAAGUUUUUACCUAACAGUUGUGUGGAUACAUACAGAUUUGGCAGAGGGUACUUCCUUAUUAUCUUUUUUGAAGGGAGGACCCCAUUGAGGCCCUCCAGACUUUCCCCCCCCACUGCCUGCUGGAUGCUCCCCUGGCCAUUGUCCCUGUGCAGCUGAGGUUAGAGGACUAAAACAGAGUUUGGUGUCCAAGUGUCCAAGGGAAAGAUUUUUCCUAUUAUAUGGAAAAUAAUCUUAGAUUUGAGGUUGCAUGUUUGGAUAAAAGGGGAUAUCAUUUUAUUUUUAAGCUAAAGAUUGGCAUUAGUGUUCCAAAAUUGCCAUUCUUAUAAAUGAAGCACUUUUUACUUUUUUUAAAUUUAAUUUUAUUUUUUACUUUUUUUGAGGGUGGGGGGUUGAAAUUGACCUCACCUUGGCCUCUAGUGGAACAUUAAUAAUAUGCAGCAAAAUGUGAAAUUUGCUGUAGAUACUGAAGACUUGUUCGUAACCAAACUGUUUAAUCCCCAUCUGUUUAGGGGCUCCUUAAAGUCUAUUGCUCAUUGCUGAAGUCUGAAAAGUCUAGCAGAGACUGCAGAAGAGCAGAUUUUACUGUACCAGCAUGGAGCUGUUUUGGGUUAAAACAUCCAUUACAGAUGACAUAAAUCUUGAUCUGAUCAGUUUACUGCAGGUGUUCAGAGGGGCCCCAUUAGGAAAACAGAAUCUAAAGGGCUAAAAUAUUUUAAUUGCUGCUGAAGAUGUUUGGUAGGGAACAAGACUGAUGUAAUUAAUUUUAAGUGCAAAAAUAGAAAUGGCCACUUUGCUAUUGUUUGCACAGAGCCGAACACCUAUGCCAUCCUGACUUUGGACAUGGUGGGACAUCACAGAUACUAGGGAAAGUAGGGUAAUAUAAGUAAUGAAUUUCCAAGAAGACUUUACCUCAUUAUCAGAAUACCCAAAGUUUGGAGUUCAUAGUAUUUUUUAAAACUUAAAAUGAUUCCAGACAGUUCUACUUCAAAAGUGCCAAAAAUUGUUUUGUAAGGGGUCCACUAAAGUAUAUGAAAAUUGAUAUAAUUGAGUUGUAUUUGCAUAAAACUACUGUAACUCUUGUUUUCUCCUGUGACUGAUGCUUUUUUCUAAUCUAUAUGUUGUAUUUAUGAGACUGAAUAAUCCAUUAAACUAUUUAUAAGUGUUUAA